UGCCAUGUGGGUGUUACUGCUGAAGCUGCCGCGCGGCUGGAUAGUGGAUGAGAAGAAGGACGACGGCUACACGGCGCUGCACCUGGCCGCACUCAACAACCACGUCGAGGUGGCUGAGCUGCUCGUGCAUCACGGCAAGGCGGACAUGGACCUCCAGAACGUCAACCUGCAGACGGCGCUGCAUCUGGCUGUCGAGCGCCAGCACACGCACAUUGUCCGCCUCUUGGUUAAGGAAGGAGCUAAUCUGAAUAUUCCAGACAAAGAUGGUGACACUCCUCUGCAUGAAGCACUCAGACAUCACACGCUAUCGCAGCUCCGUCAGUUGCAAGAUGUACAGGAUGUAGGAAAGUUGCUGAUGGGCCUGGGUACCCAAGGAGCUGACAAGAAGUCAUCGGCUUCGAUUGCCUGUUUUCUGGCCGGCAACGGAGCCGAUCUCACUGUCAAGAACAAGAAAGGACAAACGCCUUUGGAUCUCUGCCCUGAUCCGAACUUAUGCAAAGCUCUUGCCAAGUGCCAUGAGGACAAGGAGAGUGACCAGAUAGAGCCGCGCAACCCGGAGACGUACGACUUGGCCGCACUGGACGAGUGCCUGGUGUGCUCGGACCUGAAGCGCGACACGCUGUUCCAGCCGUGCGGUCACGUCGCCUGCUGCUCCGUGUGUGCGCCUCGCGUCAAAAAGUGUCUCGUGUGCCGCGAGCCGGUCGCCAACCGAGUCAAGAUUGAAGAGUGUGUGGUGUGCUCGUUUAGCAAGGCUGGAGUGCUGUUCAAACCAUGUGGCCAUAUGGUAGCUUGCGAGUGUUGUGCCCCUCUCAUGAAGAAAUGUGUUCAAUGUAGAGCUCAAAUUGACAAAAUGGUGCCAUACUCUUUCUGUUGUGGUGGACCAGGAAAUAUUUCUGAGGUGCAGCAUGAUAACGUGAAUCUGCAGGUAGUCGAAGAGGUGCCAGCUCCCCCUGCGCCUGCGCCUGCGCCUGCUCAAAUCGUUGCAGCAGAACCGGUGGGCCCGCUGAUGAAUAAUGGUAGUCGAGAUAGCACAUCCAGCUCUGACAUACAGAAACUGCAGCAACAGCUUCAAGAUAUUAAGGAACAGACAAUGUGUCCAGUGUGCCUUGAUCGACUGAAGAAUAUGAUAUUCCUGUGUGGCCAUGGCACGUGUCAGAUGUGUGGCGACCGCAUGUCCGAGUGCCCCAUCUGUCGCAAGCCAGUCGAGAGAAGGAUACUGCUCUAUUGAACUUGAUACGGGAAUGUGAAUUAUUCCUCCGCAGGUAACUGACGAUUGAAGGCUCUUCUUGGCAUCUUCCACGAUCUACUUUCUUACCGAAUGUAGAAGUUUUUAUUUUGUAGAAAUCAUUAUUAUUAAGGCUUGAGUUUCCUUAUUAAGUGACUAAUCUAUUUCGUAAUUUUUUGUUUCUUAGUUGUUCCUUAUGGAUCCGCCAAGCUAAACACUGGUGUUUUCAUUUUAAAUGAGAAAGAAAAAAAACUGGUGUUUUCGUUUGUAAUUUUAGAAUAUAAGUUUAGAAUUUAGUUAAUGUCUAUCAUUGCAAGUGAAAUUCUAUAACUGAUAAUAUGAAUUGUAGUAUCAUUGAUAUUAAGCGAUAAGUCUACCUAAUUUUGUUAUCUCUUUAAUAAUUAAAUAUCUAAUAAUAUAGGCCUAGACAAAUUUAUAAAUUCUAAAAAAUAAGAUCAUAUUCUAGUAUGAAUAGACAUUAUAGGAAGCUAUGUGAUCCAAAAAUAAAAAAAAUUGUUCGAACACCAUUAAAUACUGUAUAUUUAUUAAUACUGUAUAAUUUAAGACUCCAUAAACUGAAUAGAAUUCAGUUGACUCAAAUUUUUAAUUUUAGUAGGCUAACAUUUAUAUUCAUUAUGAUUAUUUUCAAUUUAUAAUAUUUGGUCAUAUUUUGUAUUGUAGUGAAGGUGAUGUGGUGUAUAAAACGACUUGAAAUAUUGUUAAAAUCUAUUUAAACAUUUUUGAGAAAUCAGUCCACUAGAUAUUGUUAGUUACUAGAUAUUGAUAAUGGUGUAGCAAUUUCAAGUCAUAUAAAUUCAAUAUCGUGUAAUUGUAUAAUGGAAUGAGGAGAUAUUAAGCGAUAAUAAGAGCCGUUGGUUAAUUUCAUGACACCUUUAGCUACACGUCAUUGCGAUACACUUCAAAUUGACUGAUUCGCUGUCUGUUAAUUCAUGUGGCCGCAGUAGGCCUACAUUCAUUCAUAGAUGUUACGUUCGCAAACGUCUAUUGCGGUGUAAGCUAUAUAAUAUCUCAUUAUGAAUGUACGAAUGAAAGAAUGAGUAAAAAAGUUUUAUUCUCAAAAAGAAACAUGUUACAAGCAUUUGAAAUGUUAACUUUACAUUAAUUGGAGGUAUUUUAUAUCUCAUUAUAAAAUAAGAUAGGAUAACUAUUAGAUCAAGACAGUGAAUCUAAUGCUGGCCAUAGGUUUACAUUAAUUGGAGGUAUUUUAUAUCUCAUUAUAAGAUAAGAUAGGAUAACUAUUAGAUCAACACAGUGAAUCUAAUGUUGGCCAAAAAAUCAAAAAAUGUAGUCUGAAAAACUCAAACCAAUAAAUUAUUAUCCUAUUGAAUAUGAAUUCCUGUUUUAAAUCUAAAUUUAAUGUGUUAUGAUACUUAUCAUAUUGAAUUUGAACUCUGUGUGUCAUAAACUUGGAAGCUCUUACCAAAACCUGAUUUUGUAAUUGACAUAACAUGUAUUUUUAUCACAAAGAUAUAGGCUUACAGAGUGUUUGUAUUUUGUAUAAUAUAUAAGUGAUUAUAGAUUAUAAUUAUUUUCGCUUCCAAAUUUGAAUUUAAUAGAGUUAAUUAUAUGUUUAAAUAUUUGAAAAAUAAUACAUUGCUGAAAUACGAAUCAAAGCAAUAAGUAUAAAUUUUGAAACAAUUCAAUCAACUGCACAAUGUUUAUCUUUGUUUUGUUGAAACUUCCAUCAUAGAUUAUCUUUAUAUAUCGCCCAAAUAUAUUCCGUUAUUGAGCUAAUAUUAUAUUGGAAUUUAAUAUACCGGUAAACCGGGGUGACUGUCCCAAUGUUGGGGAGUUGAGAUUUUAAACCGCUUGCAAUCAAUACUUAAGUUGCAACAUAAAUCUCUUGCAAUAUUUUUUAUUGUGUUCUGCAAUGUUUGUAGAGUAUUUUUCAUUAUAAAAGGUUAGUAUUUAUUUCCGCUCUAACAAAGAUAUAUUUUUUGAAAUUAAGAGACAAUGUCAACCAUCAGGGGUUGGGGUGACUUUGAAAAAUAAAUUGCAAAAAGUUAAUUUUUAAGAGUUAGACAAAGUGGAACCAACUGUUAACCUUUCAAAUUAAUAAUUACAUUGAAAUCAAAUGAAAUACACUUUAAAAAAAUCACAAAUUUGUCUUUAAAAAAGUAGUUUGGUUUCUGCUGCCUAAAGAUCUCUUUUAGCGUCGAGGCAUGUUGGCUCCAGCUGCAGAAUCAGCUAAAAAUGAAUAUUAAGAUCGUAAAUUAAUCUCAAGGAAGGUGAAUAUUUUUUUAUUAGGUAGAAUACAUUAUAUUUAUCAUAUUUUGAAUUGUAUUUGCUUUAUAUCCUGCAUAAUAUCACAGUUUUUAUACUGUGACAAAGGCACCCCAAUUUUAACCUUAAAGUGACCUCGUUGUAUUUAACUAGUAACAGAACCCUUACCAUUUGAACUAUGGAUAUUAUAGAUAUACCAAUUGAAAGAUGAUAAAAAGGCUAAAAUAAUAUGCACUAAGCGAUAUCAUAAGUAUUUUAGAAAUAAGUUUUCUAAUACGAAGUUUUCCGACAACGAAAUCACAAGAUGAAGCAGUAGCACAGCGUGCAAUUAUUAAAAACUGCCUGAACAGGAAUAGUCGCUACCCAACGGAGUUAGUUUAUCAGGAAUUCCAUGUAUUAGAUAUCAGACAGAUUUAUAUUAAAGUUGUAGUAAUUUUCAUCUGGCAUAAUAAAAAUACAAUUUUCAUUUUAUCAAACCACAUUUACAAUACUAGACACCAAAAUAACAUUGGCAUUGUGCAGCCACGCCUGCUAAAUAAUUGUACCAGGACUAACAGCCACUAUCUAUGUCACAUUCUGUACAGGAAUAUCCCAAACCAUCUGAAGCAAAUGGAAAAUGUUGUCAGCAUUAGCACCUUUAAAUGCUACCUUAAAAGGUGGCUGUUUGAAAUUGGUAGGGACGCCGCAUCGCGGCUCAUCCAAUCUGCCUAUAUCCAUUGAACAUCACCCCUGGUUGUGAAUGUUCGUCUGGAUAUGCAGGACCCUGUAUGUCUCUUAAAAUUAUUCAGUUCAUACUACAUUUUUUUCUUUUUUUCAGUACCAUAUAUAUAUUUUUUUUAACUACAGAAAUUUGGGUUCAACAACAUUAAGUUCUCUCCACAUCCUCUAAAGAUGCUUUUUUAUUUACUCUACUUUACUUAUUCUAUUGUUUUUGUUGUUUUUUUUUAUUUUAAAUCUUCAACUGUCAGGUUGUUAUAAUGCAGUUCACGGUGCUCAUUCCCCACACCCAGACUUGUUGUCUUUGUGGGGAAUAUUCACUAUUUACAUAAUGUUUCUGCUGCUGUAUUACUUUUUUUGUGAAUAAAGAUCAUUUGAAUUUGAAGUU
Messenger RNA from Nilaparvata lugens (brown planthopper), 4574 nucleotides. Its product is annotated as E3 ubiquitin-protein ligase MIB1. The coding region runs from base 5 to 1228 and encodes 407 amino acids. NCBI's taxonomy places the organism in Eukaryota, Metazoa, Arthropoda, Insecta, Hemiptera, Delphacidae. The transcript has 9 exons. Gene Ontology annotation, molecular function: protein binding; ubiquitin-protein transferase activity. Gene Ontology annotation, cellular component: cytoplasm. The record is from RefSeq and is a predicted model, not a curated record. Gene Ontology annotation, biological process: protein ubiquitination.